UCAAGCGUAGUGUUUUUGCUAAAAGAAAAACCAAAAGUCUGCGAAGAAAAUCGGGAAUCUUCGAGCUUCACUAAUUAGACUUUACUUUUUGGUCUGCAAACUGUUUGGACAAGAAAUAAAGGCAACCUAUGGCACGAGGUAUGGUAGGCGGGCAGGCGGGCAACAAUAUAUGUGUCACGAUGCAGAACCUCUUGAGAAUGAGUGGAAGCAGAAGAAUGUAGCUUAUAUUUAAGAUUCAUUUAGACUAGUAGCAUUCGCCAUUCCACGAUCUGCUCGUACACAGAUGACAACACAAAACAAUGCGGGAAGUGGGUCAUGUCUCAGACAGAUUAGCAAGCCUCGAACAAUGGGCUCAAACUCACAAAACCCAACUGGGGUUUGUGCUCAUAACUUCUGUGGCCAUAGGGGUGGGAGCCCAAGUGCACAAAACCCAGAAACCCAUGAAAACAGUGGCAACAAGUAUAAAACUAGCAGACAGUGUUCUCAAAGGACUCAACACCAUUCAGAUUCUCCACUCCCCGACACCUUCCCACAUAAUUUUCUUGACCCUGGGGGCCUGUAAAGCCCUGGCCAAGGGAGCCAGCAAGGGCAUCCUAAUACAAGACAAAAAUGGCAGCUUUAAGAAGCUCUCGAAGACCCUCAAGGCCUCAGAGGGCGCCCUUAAUCUUGUCAGGUACAGCAGCGCAUUGGGUGCAGCUGACCCAUGGGAUUAUGUGAUUAGAGGCUACAAAUUGUCUAAGAGCGUUUUCAAUGUAGUUGAUGGUGUGAAUGGGGUCCGGGCUGUAGCUGCCAGAGGAUACGGUGUCAUAAAGGGCGGGCUAGAGGGUGUGGGCGUCGUUAUUAAGGCCCUUGUUUUAUCCAAGAAAGUGUAUGGGAUUUUAUUUCAGGGAUUUGGGAUUUCGCAUGGUGCCUUUAGGAUCAUUUCAGAGGAAUACAUGAAAAAGGAGGAGGAGAACCAAGAGGAAUGUGUAUCGAUGAAGAAAAGACAGAGAGUUUCUGGUUUGCAGGCUCAUGGGCUUGCUGAAAUUGGCUUUGAUAAGGUUUCUCCUUCAACAUAUUUAUUGGCCAGUGUGCUUGUCGCCCAUCAAACCCCGGCGUACGAUUUGGAUUGUCUUCUCUCUCUUUCAUUUCCUUGUCAAUCAGAGCAAUUUUGCUGCAGAUGAUCAGGUAUCUUUGCUUUCAAAUUCGUUCGAGUUUCUGUAAAUUCCCCUUUUCCGGUUGGUGGGUGCGUAUAUGGCACUCGGCUGGGUGCCUUUUGGGUGUACAAUUGUUUUGAGCUUCAGCUCUGUCGAUUGGUUUUAUGGAUGACCUUUUUUUUUUUAUGGGUCUGUACCUUUAUCUGGGGUUAGAUGUAAAAGGUGCCCUUUUCUUGAUUUCUAAUUCAUCUACAGUGUAAUUGAAAAAUCGAGAGCAAGUUAAACGACUUGACAUGGGCA
Molecule: messenger RNA, 1436 nt
Organism: Cryptomeria japonica (Japanese cedar)
Lineage: Eukaryota; Viridiplantae; Streptophyta; Pinopsida; Cupressales; Cupressaceae
Exons: 1
Coding region: 300-1163 (287 amino acids)
Source: RefSeq, a predicted model, not a curated record